Mus musculus (house mouse) is the source of this 1544-nucleotide messenger RNA. RefSeq names its product solute carrier family 51, alpha subunit (gene Slc51a). The transcript has 9 exons. Bases 358 to 1380 code for a protein of 340 amino acids. Lineage: Eukaryota; Metazoa; Chordata; Mammalia; Rodentia; Muridae. Gene Ontology annotation, molecular function: bile acid transmembrane transporter activity. Gene Ontology annotation, cellular component: basolateral plasma membrane; plasma membrane; membrane. Gene Ontology annotation, biological process: bile acid secretion; transmembrane transport. The record is from RefSeq and is marked provisional.
AAGGGAACAUGAAGUUGGAAGGAAGGGUUGGGUAGUUCAGCUACAAGGUUGUGAUCAACCGCAUUUGUCUGAAAGAGGUGGAAGGGACCGCGCCUAAGCUGUGGGGAGGAGUCAGGAGCCUGGGCACAGCACAGAGGAUCAAAUUCCUCAGGGGUGAACUCUGAGAUAAAAAGCUUGACACUGGAGGCUUGAGGAGGUAAUGAAACAGGCGUGGAGGCUCCGCUUACUGUUUAGCCUUCACCCAGCUCUGAACAAGGCUCUGAGAGCCUCAAUACGGGACAGAAACCUCGCCACCCCUCAGUGGCUGUCCCUGCCUGACCCUCCUCGUCCUCAGCGUCUGCCUGAGAGAAAAGAAGGAUGGAGCCAGGCAGGACUCAUAUCAAACUUGACCCCAGGUACACAGCAGAGCUUCUGGAACUUCUGGAGACCAAUUACAGCAUCUCCCCUGCCUGCUUCUCUCACCCUCCCACCGCAGCCCAGCUCCUGAGAGCACUGGGCCCAGUGGACAUAGCCCUCACCAUCAUCUUGACCUUUCUUACCACUGGCUCAGUUGCCAUUUUUCUGGAGGAUGCUGUUUACCUAUACAAGAACACCCUUUGCCCCAUCAAGAAGAGGACUCUGAUCUGGAGUAGCUCUGCACCCACGGUGGUAUCUGUGUUCUGCUGCUUUGGUCUCUGGAUUCCUCGCGCCCUCACACUUGUAGAAAUGGCCAUAACCUCGUUUUAUGCCGUAUGCUUUUACCUGCUGAUGAUGGUCAUGGUGGAAGGCUUUGGUGGGAAGAAAGCAGUACUGAGGACACUGAAGGACACCCCGAUGAGGGUGCACACGGGUCCCUGUUGCUGCUGCUGUCCCUGCUGCCCACCUCUCAUACUUACCAGAAAGAAGCUGCAGCUGCUCCUGCUGGGCCCUUUCCAGUACGCCUUCUUCAAGAUAACGCUGAGCAUAGUGGGCCUGUUCCUCAUCCCUGACGGCAUCUAUGACCCAGGAGAAAUUUCUGAGAAGAGCGCAGCUCUCUGGAUCAACAAUCUCCUUGCUGUGUCUACCCUUCUGGCCCUCUGGUCCCUGGCCAUCCUUUUCCGUCAAGCCAAGAUGCAUCUGGGUGAACAGAACAUGGGAUCCAAGUUUGCUCUGUUCCAGGUGCUUGUCAUCCUGACCGCCCUGCAGCCUGCCAUUUUCUCCAUCUUGGCUAACAGUGGGCAGAUCGCUUGCUCACCUCCCUACUCUUCUAAAAUCAGGUCUCAAGUGAUGAACUGCCACAUGCUCAUACUGGAGACCUUCCUGAUGACAGUGCUGACACGAAUGUACUAUCGAAGGAAAGACGACAAGGUUGGGUAUGAGGCUUGUUCGCUGCCAGACCUGGACUCAGCACUCAAAGCCUGAGGAGAGUGGCUUGGACCCUGGAAGACAUACUGUACUCCUCAGAAGAGCAGGAAUUCUCUUCUGUCCCUCAGCCUUAUCAGUGGUUAAGGCUCCCCCUGGCAGAGCAGGCUGGCAGCUUCCAUGUGACUAUAGGGAUGAAGGUAAAGUGCAGUGGGUUGAACCUG